AGAUAAGGCUCUAAAGUUACCAAUGGUACUGUCUGUGCCUAAAUUUAAAGAAUAUGGGAAAUGGUUAUAGCAAGCUGCCACAUAAAUAAAUAGUUGAAAGUGAAAGGAGGAAGGUAGAUUGAACAAGCAGCUCAUGAGAAAGUAUUCAUUUCCAAAAUGCAGCACAGAGAGAUGAAAACAAAUUGAAUCUUAGAUGUUCACUCUACACAUUAAGUUUAAUGGUGCUAUCAACAGCUUCAUAUGACAGGAAAUGAUCUGGGCGGUUUGUUCACUUAUUCUGGAUGCCAUUAGUUUCAGAGAGCAACCGGUAACAUGGAUUGCACCUCGGAAGGGGACAGCUGAACUCUCCCUCUGGCUUUAGUAAGGAAAAAGCAGCGAUGAAAUCCCUGGACUGUGUGCACGUCAUCCAACAGAAGGAUACCGCCUCCUCUCCUUCUGCCCCCCCUGGUGCUGUUUCAGGCACCAGGGGACUUUUUUCUGUCACAUUCCUGUGGCUCGCAAUGCUCCUGUCCUCUUGUCUUGCAGCAGUGUCUCUUUACCAUGUUAUCACCCUGAAAACAGAACUAGAGGCUCUGCGCAGUGAGCUGAUCUACAGGGUCCAGGCAAGGUCUCCGCUAGACCGGCCACCCAUGUCCCCUGAUGAAAAAAAAGCAGGUACCCCUGUUUCUUCCUUCCUGCAAGUGUCUGCAGCUGGCACCAGGCAGGAGAACAGGCUUCCUGAGAGCUUCCAAAAGGAAAUCUGGAAUGGGAGUAGAAACAGGGGCAGACGGUCUGUUGUCCACACAGAAGAAAAAGUGCUGCAGGCCUGCUUGCAACUGAUCGCUGACAGCAAAAGUGAUAUCCAACAGAAUGAUGAUUCAAGCAUUGUCCCUUGGCUUCUGAGCUUUAAACGGGGAACAGCUCUGGAAGAACAAGGAAAUAAAAUAGUGAUCAAGGAAACAGGUUAUUUUUUCAUAUAUGGCCAGGUUUUAUAUACGGAUACAACAUUUGCUAUGGGACACCUAAUACAGAGGAAGAAGGCUCACGUGUUUGGUGAUGAUCUCAGCUUGGUGACAUUGUUUCGUUGCAUCCAAAAUAUGCCGCAGUCUUAUCCAAAUAAUUCUUGCUAUACUGCUGGCAUUGCAAAAUUAGAAGAAGGGGAUGAACUUCAACUUACGAUACCACGGAGAAGGGCCAAAAUAUCCUUGGAUGGAGAUGGUACUUUUUUUGGUGCAGUAAGACUCCUCUGAAGCCCUUCAUUUCUGUUAUUGUGCUUAAUGGAAAUUUAUUCUUUUCCUAUGCCUUUGUCAUAAAAAAUAUAUUUGUAAUUUUUAAUUUGUAAUAAAGCUGCCAAUUCAGUCUCUCCCCAGCCACCAACAACUUCUGAGAACUUUUCUUCACUUUUAUAAGCAAAGCCAAAACAGGAAACACACCAGACAAACUUGUGAUAUAACCACCAUGUGAUUACCAGAAAGCCAAUUUAUUUCAGACAAUGGGAGACUCUAGGUAACAACUGUAAAGCAGUGAGUUUUUGACUUUGAAACAAUGUGUUGUCCAUAAGGUAAAAAAAAAGAUGGAGUUGACAUAAAUAAAAGCAUGACCAGGACCAUAGAAUAUCAAAUUAUUAGUCAAAAUUGAAAAGGAAAACUAAAAUACAUGUUACAUUUUCAUUAUUUCAUUAAUAAAAUAUUUAAAGUAUGAAGGAUGGGAAAGAAACAUUACACAGUAGAUUCCUUAUCACAAAAUGGAGGUGUUAAGUGGGUUGUGGGUUUUGUUUUUCUUUUUUAUUUGAAACAAAGAUUAUGGGGAAGGAAAAAAUCUAAAUGUAUGGGAUAAUGUAAACAAAUAUACAGAAUAGUAGCCAUUGUCUCACUUCUUCCCUGUGAACAAAAGAUUUACUAAAAUCUAUUAGUAUUUACCAAUUAGAAUUAAUUUGAGUGGGAAAAGGACAUGUGAGAUGCUUCAACAGCUCAAUCUUCAAAGCAUUGCUACUCAUCAAGGAAUAUGAGUGUAAUUCUAUGAAACCAAGGCAGGAACAGAAAGAAACGCUGAGAUUAGACACAUUACAGUGGGUGGAAUUGGAUUUCUGGCUUCAUCAUUUCUGCAGUCAUAUAUAGAUGUGUAUAUAUACAUUAUAUAGAUGUAUUUGUAUAUAUAUGAGAGUAUGUACACACACAUGUCUUGGACAUUUGAA
Messenger RNA from Empidonax traillii (willow flycatcher), 2173 nucleotides. It is a transcript of the gene TNFSF13B, whose product is annotated as TNF superfamily member 13b. Gene Ontology annotation, molecular function: receptor ligand activity; tumor necrosis factor receptor binding. The transcript is spliced from 6 exons. NCBI's taxonomy places the organism in Eukaryota, Metazoa, Chordata, Aves, Passeriformes, Tyrannidae. Gene Ontology annotation, cellular component: membrane. Bases 378 to 1229 code for a protein of 283 amino acids. Gene Ontology annotation, biological process: immune response. The record is from RefSeq and is a predicted model, not a curated record.